AUGGCCGCGGCGGACGUGGCGGCGGGCCUGGGCGAGCACUGGCGGGCGGAGCUGCCCGGCCACGCCGUGCUGUGCCGCCUGAAGGAGCAGGCCGCGGAGGCCGAGCCGGCGCCGGGCGACGAGAGGGCCCGGCCGGCGCUGCCGCGGGACUUGAUGUUCGGCUUGGGCGGCGAGCUCUUCCUGUGGGACGGCGAGCGCAGCGCCUUCUACGCCCUCAGCCUGAGGAGCCUCGGCGCCGGCGAGCACGACGGGCUGGGCCGGUACCAGACUCUGCUCUGCAUAAAUCCACCCUUUUUUGAGGUCUACCAAACUUCCUUGAGUCCUACACAACAGCAUGUGGCUCUCAUAGGAACAAAAGGGCUAGCGAUCCUGGAAUUACCAAAACGCUGGGGAAAGAACUCUGAAUUGGAAGGUGGAAGGGCAAAAAUUAAUUGUAGCACCAUUCCUAUCGCGGAAAGGUUCUUCACCAGCUCGACAUCUCUGACACUGAAGCAUGCCGCCUGGUACCCGAGCGAGAUGCUGGAACCCCAUAUAGUGCUCCUAACCUCCGACAACACGAUCAGGAUUUACAGCUUGAAUUCACCCCAGACGGCUGUGAAAGUAGUCUCUCUUUCAAAUACUGAUGAGGAGACUCUCAGGCUCAAUAAGGGGAGAGCCUAUACAGCACUGAUGGGAGAGACUGCGGUGGCAUUCGACUUUGGGCCCCUAGCGGCCGUUCCCAAGAACAUCGCUGGGCAGCGAGGGAAAGCUGAAGAAGUGCUGGCGUUCCCACUCUACAUCUUGUAUGAAAACGGGGAGACCUUCCUGACCUACCUCAGUCUCCUGCACAGCACCGGAAACCUCGGCAAGCUGUUGGGCCCGCUGCCAAUGCACCCUGCAGCUGAAGACAACUACGGCUACGACGCGUGUGCGGUUCUCUGCCUCCCCUGCAUUCCCAACAUCUUGGUCAUUGCCACCGAAUCCGGAAUGCUUUAUCACUGUGUGGUGCUGGAGGGAGAAGAAGAUGACGAACAGAUGUCCGUCAAAUCCUGGGAUUCCAAAACGGACCUCAUCCCAUCGCUCUACGUCUUCGAAUGCGUCGAAUUGGAGCUUGCGCUGAAACUGGCACCGAGGAAGGGGGAGGAGACUCUGGGGUCGGACUUCUCUUGCCCCAUCAAACUGCACAGAGAUCCCAAGUGUUCCUCUCGCUAUCACUGCACACAUGAUGCUGGCGUACACAGCGUUGGACUCACCUGGAUCCACAAACUACACAAGUUCCUUGGCUCAGAUGAGGAAGACAAGGAUAGUUUGCAAGAACUCGGGGCGGAACAGAAGUGCUUUGUAGAGCACAUCCUUUGCACCAUGCCUUUGUCGUGCAGGCAACCUGCCUCGAUUCGAGGGUUUUGGAUCGUCUCGGACAUCCUGGGUCCCACGAUGGUCUGCCUCACCAGUACCUACGAAUGCAUCACCAAGCCUCUUCUCUCUGCGGUCCACCCAGCAUCCCCUCCGCUUCUGUGUACCAUGGAAGACUCUCAAGUGACAGCCUCUCCUCUCCGCAUCCUGGGAGAAUCGCAGGAUUCUUUUGAGAGACACAUCCGAAAUAUCCUGUCUCGGAGCUCUGCUAACCCACUGCUGCUGAAGGCUGCAGAUAAGGAGUCCUCCCCGCCCCCCGAAGAAUGCCUCCAGCUUCUCAGCAGAGCCACACAAGUGUUUAGGGAAGAAUAUAUUCUGAAACAAGAUCUGGCUUUAGAGGAAAUCCAACGGAGAGUCAGAUUGUUGUAUGAGCAGAAAAAGAAACAGCUGGAAGAUCUUGGCUACUGCCGAGAAGAAAGGAAGAGUUUGAGGGAAAUGGCCGAGCGCUUGGCAGACAAGUACGAAGAAGCCAAAGAGAAGCAAGAAGACAUUGUGAACAGGAUGAAGAAAGUGCUCCGCAGCGUCCACUCCCAGCUGCCUGUCCUGUCCGACAGCGAGAAGGACAUGAAGAGAGAACUGCAGACCAUCCAGGAACAACUGCGCCACUUAGGGAACGCCAUCAAGCAAGUGAAGAUGAAAAAGGACUAUCAGCAGAGGAAAAUGGAGAAGGGCGCCAGCCCCCAGAAGCCCAGCAUCAGCCUCAGCGCCUACCAGCGGAAAUGCAUCCAGGCCGUUUUGAAAGAGGAGGGAGAGCACAUACGGGAGAUGGUGAAACAGAUCAACGACAUCCGAAACCAUGUGACCUUCUAGCAGUUUGCU
Molecule: messenger RNA, 2211 nt
Organism: Euleptes europaea (tarantolino)
Lineage: Eukaryota; Metazoa; Chordata; Lepidosauria; Squamata; Sphaerodactylidae
Gene: NUP88
Product: nucleoporin 88
Exons: 17
Coding region: 1-2202 (733 amino acids)
Biological process (GO): protein import into nucleus; ribosomal small subunit export from nucleus; mRNA export from nucleus
Cellular component (GO): nuclear pore
Molecular function (GO): structural constituent of nuclear pore
Source: RefSeq, a predicted model, not a curated record